Achroia grisella is the source of this 3737-nucleotide messenger RNA. RefSeq lists its product as uncharacterized. Gene Ontology annotation, molecular function: RNA polymerase II cis-regulatory region sequence-specific DNA binding; DNA-binding transcription factor activity, RNA polymerase II-specific. Bases 81 to 3395 code for a protein of 1104 amino acids. Lineage: Eukaryota; Metazoa; Arthropoda; Insecta; Lepidoptera; Pyralidae. The transcript is spliced from 15 exons. The record is from RefSeq and is a predicted model, not a curated record. Gene Ontology annotation, biological process: regulation of DNA-templated transcription.
UUGUGUAAUUACUAUAAUAAAACGUACAUAUUACUGUUAAAAUUUUGUGCAAUAAAGUAAUAAAUAAUUCAAUAAUAAUCAUGGAGGAGGAUGAUACAGACAUGAUUCCUUCAGAAGAAAUACUUCGGGGGAACUUGAAAUCUAAGAAAAGAGCAACCACAUUUGGCGAGCCUAAAUGCAAAAUCUGUAAAAAGAUAUUUAAAGAAAGAGGUUCAUUAACAAAACAUAUGCAGCUACACAACACGUCGAAACCGUUUACAUGCGAUAUAUGUAGUUAUUCAUGCAAGACGCGGCAGUACCUCUUGAGGCACGUGCAACGAGCCCACGGCGACCCCAGCUCGUGUGAGUGUAGCGUGUGCGGGAAGAUGUUCCACUAUCAGUCGAAUUUGGCCUGUCACAUGAGAGUGCAUACAGGUGAGAAGCCGUACAAAUGUGAUGACUGCGGCAAGACAUUUAGUGCUAAAUAUACAUUGGACACACACAAGUUGAUACACAGCAACGAGAAGCCAUACAAGUGUUCGUACUGCGAGUACGCCUGCCGCGACACCUCCACGCUGCGGAGACACCACGACCGGCACACGGGCCGCCUCAAAAUGUACACGUGCAGCCAUUGCUCCAAACAAUACAACACAAAGUCUCUGCUGAAAGCACACGUCUCAGAGAAACAUCUGGACAUCGACUUGAGGAAGUACCCGUGCAAUUAUUGUGGGAAAAUGUUUAAAUUGAAGCCUAUUCUGAGGAAUCAUAUACGAGCAAUACACGAGAAGUCGACGGCGUGCAAAUGUGAUAUAUGCGGGAAGAAAUUAACAAAUAAAAACAAUAUGGCGGCGCACAUGGUCAGCCAUAAAGAAGAUAGACCGUACAAAUGUACGUUCAACGGGUGCAGGAAACGAUUCAAAGACAAAUGGGCAUUAAAACGGCACUUGGUAAUCCAUAUGCCCGAAAAGCAGCUGCCCUGUGACGUGUGCGGGAAACUGUUCACGCGGAGGACACGUCUCAACGCGCACAUACGUCAGCACGCAAAGAUGAAGAGCUACAUGUGCGAUUAUUGUGGAGUUUGUUUCUUCAGUAAGAUUGUGCUAGGCAAACAUAUACAUAGACAUAUGUACGGAGCUCGGGCACGUGGCGGCGUCGCAACACCGAGACAGAAAGGAAUGAAGAUGCGUUUAAGACAGCGCGGAGUGAAACUUAUUGGAUACGAUGCGAUGGUUGAUGUACCACCGAUGGUCCACAUCAAAGAGGAGCCUGAGGACCACGACGAGCUGGUACCGGACGCGGAGAUUGAUCUGCUGGAGAUAGAGAAACAUGAGGUGUUUGCAGAAUUGAAUCUCAAUUCGGAAUUGAAGCUGAACGACAGUAUAAGCCACUCAAACGCCAUACCAUCCAAGAAGACAGCUUUGAGCGUGGCACAGGGGAAGCAACCAGAGGACACAGAGCGAGUCAUAGACAAUUGUGAACAUAAAGAUGUCAGAGAUAGAAAAGAAAGAGACAAGAGAUCAGAUGUAAAAAAUAAUUCUGUAAAGAGGUUACUUAAUAAAAAGAACAGAAAGCUAAAAGUUACUAAAUCCAACAAGAUGGAUGAUGUGAAUACCGACAACAAAAAAAGGGUGAAUAAAAAUGGAAAAAUGUCUGAGAAGUCUAAACUAAGUGAUUCUAAUGAUAGAUCUAAGUAUAAUGAAAAUAACCAAAUCAUUGAAAAAGACAAUAUUACACCAGACGGUGACAGCAAUAUAGACAAUGCGUAUGAAACGGAAAGAGAUGGUAAUAUUGUUUCGGAAGAUAACAUGAAUAAGAGCAAUUUGCCUAAUAUAGAAAGGGAUGACGAUAUUGCAUCAGAGAGAGACGACAAUAGUGAUACAGAGGACGCAGAAAGAGACAACAAUAAAGAUGCAGAUACAGCAGAAAGAGACGACAUAAGUGAUGCAGAGGAAGCAGAAAGAGACAACAAUAAAGAUGCAGAGACAGCAGAAAGAGACAAUAGUGAAGCAGAGGAAGUUACAACCGAAAGAGAUAGCAAUAUUGCAUCAGAAAGAACUAAUAUGGAUGAAGAAGAGACGCCUGCAAGUGUGAGCGAGAUGAACAAUAUUAGAACAAAGCAAAAACAUGCGAAAAUAACGUUUAAUACGCAUCAGUGUUAUAUAUGUUUCAAGCUAUACGAAACGAAAGAGAAACUGCUCCGUCAUUGUACAAUACAUUUCGAUGUGUGCUCUGAAAUGACGCUCAAGAAAUGUCCUCUAUGCGAAUACGUAACCAAAGGCAACAUUCGACGACAUAUAAAACUGAUACACGACGUGAUCAUAGACAAGCUGCCGUUCGCUCGCAUCAACGACAAAAAAGUCAACGACAAAACGUCUAGAUAUUAUUACAAAAUAGACAAUGCGGUUGUGAACACGAUGGAGAUUAUACCGAGCGUUAAAAUUCUGAAUAAACAGGCCAGUGAAGAAAUUGAUAGACGGAAAAGGAAGGGGAGAGACAAAUGUGUGUCGAAAACGAAAUUGGUUAAGAAGGGAAGCGAAUGGAUGGUCCAAAGAGAGAAGAUCGAUGUAAACCAAUUUAUGCUACCCAAGUAUAGUGAGGAAGAGAUUAAAAGAAUGAAAAUAAAGGGUGAUAAUCAUUGCGAAAGAUUGAAAAGUAUGUAUCACAUAGCUAAAAAGAAUGAUAUAAAAAUGCUCUUCCCUUGCGACCAAUGCGAGAAAAUCUGUAGAACACUAAGUGCAUUAAAACUACACAAUAGAAGACACGAAAAAAAUCCUAAACCGUUCAAGCGCAAAGUAUGGAAGCAUAAACUAGCUAAUGAUGCGCAAAAACCGGAAAAUUCCAGUCAAAACGACGUUACAGUUGAAACAGAUAAAACGGUUAGCGAUAACCGAUUCGCGGAUCCGAAACCGGUGGUGAACAAUCAUAAAUGCGAUCCAAAACUAAUAGAUUUUUAUGAGAAGAAUAUCAAAGGAGGAGAUAUAGAGUUUUGGCAGUUUUUGAAAAUAUAUAACAAGAUUAGUAGAGAAAAUGUUGAUGAUUUCGAUACGCUGGAGUCGAGACCCGAGUUCGGUUUACAUCCAAUAUCUGAAUCGGAAGUUGGUAAUAAUAAAAAAGCAACAGUAGGUAAAUACGGUAGAAAUACGAAUCCAAUAGCCGCUGAAUCGGAAACUGCUAAUGAUAAAAAAACUACGGUAGAUAACAAAAAACAUAGUAGAAAUAAGACUAUAGAAAAUAAUAAUAUAAAUGAUAGAAAUAUGAAAAGUGCGGUAGUAGAAAAUAGGAAAUUUGGUAGAAAUACGAAGAGUAGGAUAGUAGAAAAUAGAAAUAGGAAAAUUGCAAUGAGUAAAAUAGAAAAUAGGAGAAGGUUAGCUAUAAAACAGAAACUAAGAGAAAAAUAUAAGUUAUGCCAAAAGUAAUUGACGGCCUCUGUGGACUAACGGUUAGCAGAUUGCUUCCGAUGGUCGCGGGUUCGAUUCCUCGCACGGUACAAACAUUUGUAUUCACGAGUAUGAUUGUUUGUAUUGAUCUGGGUGUUUUUUCAUUAUUAUGUACUAGCUGUUAUCCUCGAUAUAGUCCACGUGCAAUUUAACUUAUUUUACAAUAAUGAAAUAAAUAAAAUAACGUAAGUUACUACUUAUAACAUUAGCUAUUUACGAGUGAAUGUCCCAUUAAAAUCGGUCCAGCCGGUUCAGAGAUUAACAAGAACAAACAUUUUUUUUUAUGUAAGUACUAUAUACUUUUAUAUGCAUAUGCAGGAA